UUACGAGGAAUGGAAAAACACACAAACAAACGGAGAUAACAAGAGAACGCGUUGCUCGUUGGAUUUGAUUAAUGUCUGUCCCAGAAUUUUAAUUUAUCACCAACCAAAGGGUGCUUAAAUUUGUCGGUGAAGAGUGACUCGUCAGAUGGUGGCCGAACAAUCUUACCAGAGAGCUGAUCUGCUUUCAGUGGAAGUUUAGUAUGUCAGAUGAGCGAGGAAAGGACUCUCUCUCUAGGAUGAGUCUCUCAGAGAAACAUAGUGUAAGCUCAGGCUCAAAUGUGUCCGGCCCUGUGUCUAUGAAGAGUGACUUUUCAAAUGAUGGUGGUCGACCGAACAUCAGUGAGAAGACAUCUAUCAAACGUGUAAGCUCACGCUCACAUGUGUCCGGCCCUGUGUCUGUGAAGAGUGACUUUUCAAAUGAUGGUGGUCGACCGAACUUCAGUGAGAAGACAUCUAUCAAAUGUGAAAGCUCAGGCUCACAUGUGUCCGGCCCUGUGUCUGUGAAGAGUGACUUUUCAAAUGAUGGUGGUCGACCGAACGUCAGUGAGAAGACAUCUACUCAGGCUCACAUGUGUCCAGCCCUGUGUCUGUGAAGAGUGACUUUUCAAAUGAUGGUGAUCGACCGAACGUCAGUGAGAAGACAUCUAUCAAACGUGUAAGCUCAGGCUCACAUGUGUCCGGCUCUGUGUCCGUGAAGAGUGAUUUUUCAAAUGAUGGUGAUCGACCGAACGUCAGUGAGAAGACAUCUAUCAAAGGGAUUUAUAAAACGUUAGAUUCAGAUUUCCAGACUCACAGGAAACACAAGAAUUUCACAGACAAUCUCCCGUGUAUCUUCAAGGAUCUUGAGAGCAAAAUAAUCAAGUUUCUGAAGGAUGAGCUGGGAAAGUUUAAGAACAUAUUACAAAAGGUGAGCACUCAAGACAUUGUGAAGGACUUUAACGAGAAACGAUGCAGUAUUAAAGAAGCAGCUCUUGAUCUCACACUACACUACCUGAGAGAGAUGAAGCAAGAUGAAGCUGCUGAUACUCUAAAAGAUGAGCUUUUCUUCAUUCAUCCAUUAAAAUGUAGCCUAAAGAAGAAGUAUCAAUGUGUGUUUGAAGGAAUUGCAAAGCAUGGUGACUCCACACUUCUGAAUAACAUCUACACAGAUCUCUAUAUCACUCAGGGUGGUAGUGAACAUGUCAAUACUGAACAUGAAGUCAGACAGAUUGAGGUUGCAUUCAGGAGUGCAGACUCACAAGAGAUACCAGUUCAAUGCAACAAUUUGUUUGAACCAUCUGAACAAGACAAAGAGAUCAGAACUGUACUGACAAAAGGAGUUGCUGGCAUUGGGAAAUCAGUCUCUGUGCAAAAGUUUGUUCUGGAUUGGGCUGAAGGAAAAGAAAAUCAAGAUAUCAGCUUCAUAUUUCCUCUUCCAUUCAGAGAGAUGAACUUAAAGGAGAAAGAAAAACAAAGUUUAAUGGAUCUUAUAUCUACAUUUUUCCCAGAGACAAAAGGACUGAACCUUACAACAAGGAAUCAAUUCAAAGUCCUGUUCAUCCUUGAUGGAUUGGAUGAAUGUCGUCUUCCUCUAAACUUUGAUGGCAAUGAGACGUGGCGUGAUGUAUCGUCACCAACCACUCUGGAUGUUCUUCUGACGAACCUCAUCAAGGGAAAUCUGGUUCCUUCUGCUCUCAUCUGGAUCACCACCAGACCAGCCGCUGCCAGUAAGAUUCCUCCUGAAUGUAUCGACCGCGUGACAGAAGUACGAGGAUUUAGUGAUGCACAAAAGGAAGAGUACUUCAAAAGAAGAUUCACAGAUGAGAAAAUGGCCAAUGAAAUUAUUGAUCACAUAAAACAAUCAAAGAGUCUCUUCAUCAUGUGCCACAUCCCAGUCUUCUGCUGGAUUUCGGCCACUGUUCUCCAGAACAUUUUGGAAGAGAAAAGAAAUAAUGAUGUAAAAAACAAUCAGUCUGAUGAAGCCUCUAAAACACUACAGCAAUCACAUACUGAAGACACUCCCAAGACUCUGACACAAAUGUACACACACUUUCUCCGCUUUCAGAUCCAGCAGAGCAGACGAAAGUAUGAUGGAGAAUACACACCUGAUGUUUCCUGGGAUAGAGACGCCAUCCUUUCACUGGGGAAACUGGCAUUUCAUCAGCUGGAGAAAAACAACCUGAUCUUCUAUGACACGGAUCUGGAAGACUGUGGUAUUGAUACCUCUAAAGCAUCACUGUAUUCAAGCAUGUGUACCCAGAUCUUCAAGGAGGAAAGAGGGAUCACUGUUGGUACCACUUUCUGCUUCGUUCACUUGAGCAUUCAAGAGUUUAUUGCAGCCCUUUUUGCACAUCUGUUUCUAGACAUAGAGAAGAAAAGUGUGUUUGAUCAAGAGUCUGCAGAACAGGCAAACAAUAAUAAAACCAUGACUGAUUUGCUCAAGAACCUUUAUUCAUAUCUGAUUCUAGACAUCACCAAGACAAUUGUGUAUUUUCAAGAGUCUACAGAACAGGAAAACAAAAAUGAAGCCAUGAUUGAUUUGCUCAAGACUGCAGUGGACAAGGCGCUCGAGAGUGACACUGGACAUCUGGACCUUUUCCUUCGCUUCGUCCUUGGUCUGUUGUUCCAGUCUAAUCGACUACUCUUACGAGGACUGUUGACACAGCAAAAUGACAAUGACCAGAGCAAAAAGGAGAUAGUUCAGUACAUCAAGCAGAAAUUUGAAGAUAAUCUGUCUCCAGAGAGAUCCAUCAAUCUGUUCUACUGUCUGAAUGAGCUGAAUGAUCAAACUCUGGUGAAAGAGAUUCAGAUCAACCUUAGCAAAGGAAGUCUCUCAUCUGCUGAUCUUUCACCUGCCCAGUGGUCUGCUUUGGUCUUUGUGUUGCUGACAUCAGAAGAGGAGAUGGAGGAGUUUGAACUUCAGAAAUUCAAGAAAUCAGACGAGUGUCUCUUUAGACUGUUGGAAGUUGUGAAACUCUCCAAAAGAGCUCUGUAAGUCAUUUAAAGCAGAGGUCUUCAACCUGGCUCCUAAAGGCCCACUGCCCUACAAAGUUUAAAUCCAACCUGCUUUAUCUUGAGAUUUUUAAAUAAUUCUGAAGAGCUUGAUUAUCUGGUUCAGAUGUGUUAAUUAAUGUUGACGCUAAACUCUGCUGGACACUGGGCAUCCAGGAGCCAGGUUGAAAACAGAUGAUUUAAAGAGGGGUG
This is a messenger RNA of Pimephales promelas (fathead minnow), 3183 nucleotides long. The record is from RefSeq and is a predicted model, not a curated record. Lineage: Eukaryota; Metazoa; Chordata; Actinopteri; Cypriniformes; Leuciscidae.